This is a messenger RNA of Saccoglossus kowalevskii, 1636 nucleotides long. RefSeq names its product galectin-8-like. Lineage: Eukaryota; Metazoa; Hemichordata; Enteropneusta; Harrimaniidae. The record is from RefSeq and is a predicted model, not a curated record. Gene Ontology annotation, molecular function: carbohydrate binding.
AUCACACUCGCGUAUAAAAUAGCGUACAUGAGGAAGUGACAUUGCAAGUGCAAUAACGCCAUAUACUGAGCUGAGCUGAAACUUUGCUUGUUGUCAGAUCAUUUCAUUUAUACAUAUAUCAGAUAUUAUUUACAAAUCAUGGCAUACCCGUCACCUGCCGGUUGGAACCCAGCGAUGAGCAGUAGCUGUGCCGCUCACUACCCUACUCCGGGGGCAGUUUCUCCGCAGUUGUGCUACCCUGAGCCAGGCGCAGCCCAGCCCUUAUUAAACCCUAGCAUUCCUUUCCUGGGUCAAAUCCCCGGAUGUAUGAGACCUGGGACCAUGGUAGUCAUACAGGGAAGUGUUCCCCCAAAUGCCGACAGGUUCGCUAUAAACUUUCAGAUUGGUGCCAGUACUAAACCACGUGCAGACAUUGCAUUCCACUUUGCUGCGCGAGUCAAAGCAGGACAUAUUGUUAGGAAUACGCUGACAAACGAGAAAUGGGGUGCCGAGGAACGUGGCGUGCCUUACCAGCCAUUCGUACCUGGUCAAAACUUUGAGAUUAUGGUCCUGGCUGUCAAAGAAGAAUUCAAGGUUGCUGUCAACGGUCAGCAUUACAUUACGUAUAAACACCGUGUCAGACCUCUGAAGAAGAUCGACUAUCUUGCUAUCAAUGGUGACGUCACAAUCACCUCCGUCAGGUUCCAGGAUGAACAGGUUGAAGUCACAGGAACUCGUUCAGCUGUGGCCCCGACAGGACCAAUUGUUAACCCUUCAACUCCUUAUGUUGGAGCGAUUCCGAAUGGAAUGUUUCCUGGUAGAAUGGUUAUAAUAAACGGAACUGUGGCUCCCAAUCCAACCAGGUUUAUGGUAAAUUUCCAGAUUGGACACAGCCAGGGGAAGGCGCAUGACGUUGUAUUCCAUUUCAAUCCACGAUUCCCAGCUAACGUCAUCGUCCGAAAUUCCAGACAACAACAGAAAUGGGGCCCAGAAGAGAGAACUGCUCCUUAUUUUCCAUUUCAAGCGAAUACUAAUUUCGAAAUUAUCAUAUUGUGUCAGAAUGACUGUUACAAAGUAGCCGUCAAUGGCAGCCAUUUGUUGGAAUAUCGUCACCGAAUUGCUUACCAGCAAGUUGAUACUCUGCACGUUGGCGGCGAUGUUCGUAUAAACCAGAUACGUUAUCAAUAGAUCAUUUUGUCGAGAGGCUGGUCUCAAAUUGCAAAUAUUGAAGACAAUAUUAACUAAAAUAAUUAAACACUAAUCAGCUGUACUUUUCUAUAUUUUUUACAUUACAUACAUAUGGAUUUUCAAAUACCUACUUAAUCUAGUGUAUAUUGGCGUAUAAAUCAUCGUUAAAUUAAAAUUGCGAAUGAUGUACACACCCGAAACCCUAAAUUAGAUCAAUCUGAAUAUUUUGGGUAACUACUUAAGCGAAAACUGGUUGCCGAGUGCAUAUCGUUCGAUACUUCUGUCUUGCAACACUUCACAAGAUGGCUGCCGCAAAGUUUACAACUGACCGUGGAAUUUGAAACACGCUGUGCUUAUGAACCUAGUUUAUACGAUAUGUUACGACAACUGAUCCCACAUAUAAUUCUAAUUUACUGUGUAAUACUACCAGAGAAAAUUAAAUAAAUAUACAUCGUACUAUUCAAGGUGA